Molecule: messenger RNA, 928 nt
Organism: Copidosoma floridanum
Lineage: Eukaryota; Metazoa; Arthropoda; Insecta; Hymenoptera; Encyrtidae
Gene: Ykt6
Product: YKT6 v-SNARE homolog
Biological process (GO): endoplasmic reticulum to Golgi vesicle-mediated transport
Cellular component (GO): Golgi apparatus
Molecular function (GO): SNAP receptor activity
Source: RefSeq, a predicted model, not a curated record
GUGACUAUUAAGUGGCUCUUUUUUUUAUAAUAUUCUACAGCUGUUUUAUAUCGUGAUGGUGUGUGUAUACAUAAUAUUGUAAAUUACACAGCUUAUCGAAGGUUGUUUUUACAUCGACACUUUUUUGAUAGAAAGUGAGCUUGCCGAAAAUCUGCUAAGAAAAGUUCACAUAAGUAUUGAUUUGUGGAAGAUCUUGACUACACCAGUGUUUUAGUUGAAAAAAAAUCGAAGCUUAACAGACAAAAUGGUGAAACUCUUUGCAUUAUCAGUCAUGUACAAAAAUCCAACGUCGGCGACUGUAUUGAAGUCUGCAUACGACGUCGACUCGUUCUCUUAUUUCCAAAGAAGCAGCAUCAGGGAGUUUAUGUCAUUUGUUAGUAAAACAAUAACGGAAAGAACGCAAGUCGCAUCGAGGCAGAGCGUUAAGGAAGGAGAUUACAUGUGUCAUGUUUACGUACGAGGGGACAGCUUAGCUGGAGUCCUUAUAUCGGAUCACGAGUAUCCUCACCGUGUCUCGCAUACUCUGAUCACUAAAGUACUUGAUGAAUUUGCAGCAAAGUACCCUCCACAUACGUGGCUCACUCUAAAAGAGCCAACUGUUGAUUUUCAGCAAGUUCAUAUAUAUUUGUCUAAGUACCAGAAUCCCAAAGAAGCUGAUUCUCUCACCAAGAUGCAGGACGACUUGGAUGAGACAAAAAUUAUUCUACAUAAUACAUUAGAAGCUGUUUUGCAAAGAGGUGAAAAGUUAGAUGACCUUGUGCAAAAGUCAGAGGGUCUUAGCAUUCAAUCUAAAGCUUUUUACAAAACAGCAAGAAAAACUAAUUCUUGCUGUAGCCUGACUGGUUAAAUUGAAAUAUCUAUCUACGAUCCGUAUUUGUUGAUUCACAAAAACAUUCUGCUUUGACUGAGUAACCAGAUCCAUUUACAU